UCGAUCAACAUGAAGGUUUUCGUGGUCUUGGCUCUGGCUCUUGCCUCCGUUUCCGCUGGCGUCCUGCCUCAGGAUACGCCUGUGCAUCCCAAGGAUAUCCAAGGUGUACCUGUUAUCCAGGGACGCAUUACCAACGGCAAGAACGCGGCAGAGAACCAGUUUCCCUACCAGGUGGGACUUAGUUUCACUGGCUCCAGUGGCAGCUGGUGGUGCGGUGGCUCCAUCAUCUCCAACACCUAUGUCCUGACCGCUGCCCACUGCACCAGCGGAGCCUCCUCCGUGAAGAUGUACUACGGCUCCACUACUCGCACUAGCCCCCAGCUCAGCCACACUGUGACCAGCUCCAGCUUCCAGCAGCAUGCCAAAUAUAACUCUAAGACCCUCAACAACGACAUCUCCCUGAUCAAGACCCCUUCGGUCAGCUUCUCGGCCUCCAUCAACAAGAUCCCCUUGCCUGCCAUCGCCAGCAGCUACUCCACCUAUGCAGGACAGACCGCUGUGGCCUCUGGCUGGGGCUUGACCUCCGAUAGCGCCUCCGCCGUGACCUCGAAGCUGCAGUACGCCGACAUGAAGGUCAUCGCCAACUCCGUGUGCCAGCAGUCCUAUGGCAGUGCCGUCGUCACCAGCGACGUCAUUUGCGUGGCUUCAGUGGACAAGGUGUCCACCUGCUCGGGCGACUCCGGUGGUCCACUGGCUCUGGACGGCAAGCUCAUCGGUGUCACCUCCUUUGUGUCCUCCAAGGGUUGUGAGAAGAACUAUCCGGCUGGCUUCACCCGCGUGACCAGCUACUUGGACUGGAUCAAGACCCAGUCUGGAGUCACCGCUUAAAAGAAUUUUUAGGAAGGCUUCUUGGACUUGUUAAAAAAAAUAAUUAA
Drosophila serrata is the source of this 875-nucleotide messenger RNA. RefSeq names its product serine protease 3-like. The record is from RefSeq and is a predicted model, not a curated record. Gene Ontology annotation, biological process: proteolysis. NCBI's taxonomy places the organism in Eukaryota, Metazoa, Arthropoda, Insecta, Diptera, Drosophilidae. Gene Ontology annotation, molecular function: serine-type endopeptidase activity.